CUGAGGUGAGGUGGGGUGGGGAUGAGAGAUCAUCAUUUAGUUAGCUCACUGCUAGCUACCUCCUGGAGCCGAUUUAUCCGAAGUGUGAUGAACUCAGGGGGCGAAAUUAGUGGGUAAUUUUAUUUUUGAUAGGCGCGACGAUGACCCUCUGACACCAAGAAUGGACAUAAGUUAACAAUGACGGGGGAGAAGAAGAAGAAGAAGCGGCUGAACCGCAGCAUUCUUCUUGCAAAGAAAAUUAUAAUAAAAGAUGGAGGAAGUCCUCAGGGAAUUGGCGAGCCCAGUGUUUACCAUGCUGUGGUGGUCAUCUUCCUGGAGUUUUUUGCAUGGGGUCUCCUCACCACCCCGAUGCUCACGGUAUUACACCAGACGUUCCCCCAACACACAUUCCUGAUGAAUGGGCUCAUCCAUGGUGUGAAGGGCCUGUUAUCGUUUCUGAGUGCUCCACUAAUUGGAGCGUUGUCAGAUGUAUGGGGACGCAAGUCCUUCCUGCUGCUAACGGUCUUCUUCACUUGUGCCCCCAUUCCGUUGAUGAAGAUCAGCCCAUGGUGGUACUUUGCAGUCAUCUCGAUGUCUGGUGUCUUUGCCGUCACCUUCUCUGUGAUCUUUGCCUAUGUGGCAGACAUCACACAAGAGCAUGAGAGGAGCACAGCUUAUGGUUUGGUAUCAGCUACCUUUGCAGCAAGCCUGGUUACCAGCCCGGCCAUCGGAGCCUACCUGUCUGUGGCCUACAGUGACACAUUAGUGGUGAUCUUGGCCACAGCCAUCGCACUGCUCGACAUCUGCUUCAUUCUGGUGGCCGUACCAGAGUCGCUGCCAGAGAAGAUGAGGCCAGCAUCAUGGGGUGCACCCAUCUCCUGGGAACAGGCAGACCCCUUUGCUUCUCUGCGUAAAGUGGGCCAGGACUCUACGGUGCUCCUCAUCUGUAUCACAGUGUUCCUCUCCUACCUCCCUGAGGCCGGCCAGUACUCCAGCUUCUUCCUCUAUCUCAGACAGGUCAUAGGCUUCUCAUCAGAGACGGUGGCUGCCUUUAUCGCUGUUGUGGGAAUCCUCUCAAUACUAGCUCAGACGGUUGUGUUGGGGAUCCUGAUGCGUUCUAUAGGAAAUAAGAACACAAUCCUCCUUGGCCUCGGCUUUCAGAUCCUUCAGCUGGCCUGGUAUGGCUUUGGAUCUCAGCCCUGGAUGAUGUGGGCAGCUGGAGCCGUUGCUGCCAUGUCCUCCAUCACUUUCCCUGCCAUCAGCGCCAUUGUGUCCCGCAAUGCAGACCCUGACCAGCAAGGUGUUGUUCAGGGGAUGAUUACUGGAAUUCGAGGCCUCUGUAACGGUUUGGGUCCCGCUCUGUACGGCUUCGUCUUCUACUUAUUCCAUGUGGAGCUGACUGACACAGACGGCUCUGAGAGAGGUGCCAAACCCAACAUGGCCAAUCCCACUGAUGAGAGUGCCAUCAUCCCAGGUCCUCCCUUCCUCUUUGGUGCAUGCUCAGUGCUGCUGUCUUUGCUGGUGGCCCUGUUCAUCCCGGAGCACACGGGGCCUGGCAUGAGGCCCGGCUCCUACAAGAAGCACAGCAACGGGGCACAGAGUCACUCCCAUAGCCCGCAAGGCAGCGGAGCAGAGGGCAAGGAGCCACUGCUGGAGGACAGCAGUGUAUAACCUCAGCUCAGGGGGGGGCAGACUCCCUCGCUCCACCUCAAAAUACCCUGCACACAUGGACAGAUCUACAUAAUUUACCACAAGGACACGCAUGCACCUCAGGCACACUCGAGUGCCGCAAAGAGGUGUUUGUGUCUGUUUUGCUGUCCACAGCACAAAGGUGUGCACUCCUUCCUUAGCAGCCCUUUUCUUUAUAAUAGCUGGGUUAUUGUGAGGACUCUCUAAAGACCCUGUGUGAAGAAAGUGUGUGAAAUAUUUUCAGGGCUGCGGUGGAAGAGGGGUUGUGCGUGUGUGUGUGUGUGGCUGAGCAGGACUCCAAUCUUUGGUUUCUCUAAAGCUGUAACAGUGGAGCAUACAACAGCUUGUCCCCCUCCUGGUGCGAAACAGAACUGAAGUGACUUUGGUCUAAAGUGUGAGUGGGGCAUAUCUGAUAUGUUACUAAAUACCUGUGUGACUCUUGAUUAUUCCUCUUUAGUUAGUCAAGUGGCAACUUUGUUUGUCUGACGAGAGUGUAACAAAUGCCCUUUCACAAGCUAACGUCUGUUCUGCUGCUUGUCUUUGUGACUACAGCUCUGUUUAAGCAUCCAAGAAGGGAACACAGUACUUCCUCUGUGUGGACAACAGGGGGGCACAGCAACUGUGUUAACCUGUGAAAAGGAGCCUGCAAACCAGUAUUGGAGAGGCGCUGCCUAAUUGCAGUCAGGACGGUCAACCAGUUCAGAUACAAAAAGCUUUGUUAGGACCAGAUUUUGUUCAAAUAUCAAAUUUCUUACAGAGAGAAGACUAGAAGAGACCACUUUAUUAGCUCAAAUGGUUUUUCAAUGUUUACUUGCCAUUCUCUAGAUUAGUAGUACAGUUUGGGUUGUAUAUUUUUCUCUGUUCAAACUGAAGGCUAGUUGUGCUUCAAGUUUUUAUUCAAGAAACAAAUGUUGCCUUGAAGUGACUUAAGAUAAAUAUAUAUAUAUAUAUAUGGAGACAUUACGUAACCUGUAUGAAGACCGAGGUCUGAGAAGGCUCUGUAAUCUUGCGCUAUUGCUCCCAUCGGAGCCGUUACACACUUUUUAUUCCUUUGUAUUCAUGCCCUUCCUGUUACGUUGUUUCCUGACAUUUAUCACCAUCAGGGUUAAGGCUUUCAGAACCGUGGUUUUAUUUUAAAAAGCCUCUGGACCAUUUGGAGCUGGAGUGUUGCUAUCAGGAUGUCAGUGUUGGCACUGACUGUUUGAAUUAAUAUCAUUAGGUUCAGCAGAAUAUCAGCCAUACUGCUGUUGUAGUAAACACCAAGGCUAAUAAGUGUGCUGUAAUUGGAUAAGAAUCAUAGCUGUUUCAUAUAAUUCCUGACAUACGUGCUUAAGAGGCACACUCAGUUUCUCAAAUUAACUGACAUGAAGCACCUCAUGGACUUCUGGUAACUUGUGCUGAAGCUCUGAAAAGAGUGAAACUAAGAGCAGCAGUGGAUUAGAUGGCUGGAAAUGUUGAUGUCAGCCCCAAACAGCGACUCAAAGUAAAAUCUGGACGUUAUGAUGAGGUAGGGAGUAUUGUGAAAUCUGCAGUGAUCCCAGAAGGAAAAAAAAAUCCACUUUAAACUGUAAACCCUGAAAUUUGUUAUGUUUCCUGCCUGCUGAUGUCUCGGGUUUAUCUGUAGGUUUGAACCGCUGCUGUCAGUAGGUGGUGCAGUUCGGACUUGGCAUGCCCGUAAGUCCUGGUGCCUAUUUUGUUUUUGGUUGGGGGGGGGGUGGCAUUUUUUGGUCAUUUGCAUCAGCGAUACUGCGUUCCCUUCAUUCAAAUACCGUGUUGGCGCCUAGUAAAUUGUAACUUUACAGAGUUAAUUUAUAAAUGCCUCUAGUAGCUAACAGCAGGUUUCAUGCUGUUUAACAUCGUUUUGAACUGAAAUGUACGUCACAUAUUUAGUGCCAUAUUUUUUUUUUUCUUGGUUUGCUUUUUUUGUACCGUGUGUGUGUGUGUGUGUGUGUGUAAUUGUACACUUGUGUGAUUUGUUUUGUUUUUUUUUCUCUUUGUUGCGUUGUUUUGUCUUAAUUUCUUUGACUGAAGAUUUAAGUUUUAAUGCUAUUUUUUCAUAGCUUUUUAAAACUUGAGUCAUCUUUAGGAUUCUUUUUCAACAUUGGACGGUAAAUUAUCAAAUGUCCAUCUGUCUUUUUUUUUUUUUUUAAAUAACAAGCAUUUCUCCAUGGUUUGUUGAACUUAUUUUUCCCAGAUUUCUCUGAAUGUUUCAAAUCAAGCUGUACAUGUUGACCACACUAUAUCCUCGAUGUUUAGUUUUUAACAUUUCAGAGGGGAUGUUACCACACAGGAGGUCUUUAUUUAUCAUUUAGUUGACCAACACUGAACAAAAAAUCAGAUGGUGGAUAAAUUGGUAAGAUUCUGCACCAGCCCACCCCCCACCCCACCCCCCCAUUAUGUGCACACAUACAGCCUCCAAGCAGAUGACUGUAAAUGUACAAAAAUCACCUGUACGUACAGAAAAUGUAUAUAUUUAUUCCUCGAGGAGAUGGCCACCUCUUGGUCUAUUUGGUUGUAUGGUGCAAUUAUUAUUAUAAUUAUUAUAUAUUUCUCCAGACUUACCUGCUAGCCACUCCUGUUUUUAGUACAAUGUGGUUUGUGGCCUGAACCCCUCUCUCUGUGUGCCUAAAAUUAGCCAAGAAAUGAGUAUGGCAACCUAAGUCAGUAAAAUGGUGGUUAUUAUGUAAAUAUGGGAAACUAAUGACAAACUAUUUAUUAAAGGUUUAUUGUACAA
Messenger RNA from Archocentrus centrarchus (flier cichlid), 4402 nucleotides. RefSeq names its product major facilitator superfamily domain containing 14A2 (gene slc71a1-2). Gene Ontology annotation, molecular function: transmembrane transporter activity. Gene Ontology annotation, biological process: transmembrane transport. The record is from RefSeq and is a predicted model, not a curated record. The transcript is spliced from 12 exons. Lineage: Eukaryota; Metazoa; Chordata; Actinopteri; Cichliformes; Cichlidae. Gene Ontology annotation, cellular component: membrane. The coding region runs from base 178 to 1650 and encodes 490 amino acids.